CAAGAGCAAGCGAGGCCCGCGCCCGCGCACGCCCCCCCCCCCCCCCCUUGCGCGUGCACGACGUCUUGCACGUUAUUAAUGAGGUCGGCGGACGACAACAGCUGCUUGCCAUUCAGGACAGCUCCAGAAGUUUUUUUAACUCAGCCCCUUUCUUCACACUCUUCGGUUGUCGAGAUUUCCUGUGCGCACGCGCAGAAAGGAGGAGAGGAGGGAGAAAGAGAGAGAGAAAGGGAGAGAGAGGGAGGGAGGAUGUAGACGCGCCGCGCGCGCACCGCUGGAAGGAGAAGACGACGACGACGAGGAGGCUGAAGGCCGGGCCGUUAGGGUUCUUUCUCGCGUCCACAUCUGGAUUAACAAUUUAGACUUUUGGAAUCUCCGCUCGAGUUUUUGGUGCUCGACUAUGUGUCCUCUCAAAUGGGUGCCAACAACGGAAAACUGUAUGGAAGCGAGGGGAAAGGCAGCUCCAGCAUCUCAUCCGACAUAAGUUCCAGUACGGAUCGCACGCCCACCAAAGCUCCCAAGAAUGCGACUCCCGGCGAAGGUGCGGAUUCCAGCACAAGGACGGCGAGUCCGGGCCUCAAGUCGUCGUCUCUGUCCUCUCCGGCGCUGUCCAGCAACGGCCACGACAGCAACUCCACGUCGUCGUCGUCGGCCGCCGCGUCCGAGACGGUGGCUGUGGUCCACCCACAGCCAGGCUCCCGAGGCCGCACCUGCAGGGGCCACUGCCCCGCCGACCUCCUCCCUGACAGCGUCCUGCUGCGGAUCUUCUCGCACCUUUCCACCAACCAAGUGUGCCGCUGCGCCCGCGUAUGCCGCCGCUGGUACAAUGUAGCCUGGGACCCGCGGCUAUGGCGCAGCGUGCGGCUGGCCGGCGAGCUGCUGCAGGCCGACCGCGCCGUGCGGGCGCUGACCCGCCGGCUGUGCCAGGACACGCCUAACGUGUGCCUGGCCUUGGAGACGGUGGUGGCGAGCGGCUGCAAGAGGCUGACAGAUCGCGGGCUACACGCGCUGGCCCAGUGCUGCCCGGAACUGCGCCGCCUGGAGGUGGCCGGCUGCUACAACAUCUCCAACGAGGCCGUGUUUGAGGUGGUGUCGCGAUGCCCCAAUUUGGAGCACCUGGACCUGUCAGGCUGCUCCAAGGUGACGUGCAUCAGCCUGACCCGCGAGGCGUCGCUGCAGCUGUCCCCCCUGCACGGCCAGCAGAUCUCCAUCCACUACCUGGACAUGAGCGACUGCUCCUGCCUGGAGGACGAGGGUCUGCGCCUCAUUGCGGCGCACUGCCCCCGCCUGACACACCUCUACCUGCGGCGCUGCGCGCGGCUUAGCGACGAGGCGCUGCGCCACCUGGCCCUGCACUGCCCGUCCAUCCGCGAGCUCAGCCUGAGCGACUGCCGUCUGGUGGGUGACUUUGGCCUGCGCGAGGUGGCCCGCCUGGAGGGCUGCCUGCACUACCUGAGCGUGGCCCACUGCGCGCGCAUCACCGACGUGGGCAUGCGCUACGUGGCGCGCUACUGCCCCAAACUGCGCUACCUGAACGCCCGCGGCUGCGAGGGCCUGACGGACCAGGGCCUGGGCCACCUGGCGCGCAGCUGCCCGAAGCUCAAGUCGCUGGACGUGGGCAAGUGCCCGCUGGUGUCCGACGGCGGGCUGGAGCAGCUGGCCCUCUACUGCAGCGCCUUGCGCCGCGUCAGCCUGCGGGCCUGCGAGAGCGUGACGGGACGCGGCCUGCGGGCGCUGGCCGCCAACUGCUGCCAGCUGCAGCUUCUCAACGUGCAGGAGUGCGAGGUGUCGCCCGAGGCGCUGCGCUUCGUGCGACGACACUGUCGCAAAUGCGUCAUCGAGCACACCGACCCCGCCUUCUAUUGACAAACGACUGACGGACUCCCGCUAUACGCGGAAUGUAUCGAACAUAUAUAUUUAUCUGUGAAUAUACACAGCAAAGGAGAAGCCAGUGGUGCCUUGAGAUACCGAUGACCCCUCCCGUCUGGAUUUUUAGCUUUGACUUUAAAGUGUAAACUUGACGUCGGCACUAAUGCAUCGCUAGCGGGACCUAUUCGUGACAAAGUACCCUAAAGCCUGAACCAAAUGUCGCAGAGUUGACGUCUGCAAGCAAUAUAACCAGAUAGCUGCUGCCUUCUAGCGGCGCAGGUCUGAAGCGCACUUGUAGUUGCAUCUCAACUUCAAUUUCAGCCGGUCGACCUUCCUGAAAUGUUAAUCGUUUAUAUUUCUCCGGAUUUCUUUAGAUUUAAGCUUCAGCAGCGAACGCUUGCCCGCGUGUUGUAGAUAUUAUAGCAGCAAGGGGACGUUUUUUUUUUUUUUUUUUAAUAACCGGACAGCAAUGACGUCACAAUUCUUUGUUUUUUUGUUG
Syngnathus acus (greater pipefish) is the source of this 2368-nucleotide messenger RNA. RefSeq names its product F-box/LRR-repeat protein 7-like. Gene Ontology annotation, cellular component: SCF ubiquitin ligase complex. The transcript has 4 exons. NCBI's taxonomy places the organism in Eukaryota, Metazoa, Chordata, Actinopteri, Syngnathiformes, Syngnathidae. The record is from RefSeq and is a predicted model, not a curated record. Gene Ontology annotation, biological process: SCF-dependent proteasomal ubiquitin-dependent protein catabolic process. Gene Ontology annotation, molecular function: protein binding. Bases 415 to 1866 code for a protein of 483 amino acids.